AUGUCUGCGUUAUUGAUUAACGAGAAAUACCAGGCUUCAUUAGGCCAAAAGACGUAUGAUUAUCGAGAAUUAAUCGGCCUAAUCGACUGGGCUAAUGCGCUUUAUGUCCCGGAUAAUGUUUAUGAUGAUCGGAAGAGGAUGGCGAGCAAGAGAGCAUCUUUGGGGGUUCAAAUAGGGAGCUUUAGCUCGAGCAAUCGGAUCGUUCUUUCGGGUACCCGAGCAGGAGUCUUAGCCGCAUGCGGAUACCUCAACGAACUGGAGAUCGCCCAUCGAGCUGCCAACUUCCCUUGCUCCCCGAUCUUAGUUACCCGAAACAGUUCCCUCUCCUCCCCCUCCACUUCGACUUCCAGUUUCUCCUUAGGAUCCACAGGGUCUACAGAGAGAUGGAAGAGAAGAAAGACAGACUCGGGCGAGGCGGUGAUGCAGACCGCUUACAUCAGCACCCUUAAUGAAGACCUCGAAAGCCUUAAAACUCAGUUCUCUGAUUCGAUUUGUAGACCCGUUUGUCAGAUUUGA
This is a messenger RNA of Puccinia graminis f. sp. tritici CRL 75-36-700-3, 516 nucleotides long. RefSeq lists its product as uncharacterized. The coding region runs from base 1 to 516 and encodes 171 amino acids. Lineage: Eukaryota; Fungi; Basidiomycota; Pucciniomycetes; Pucciniales; Pucciniaceae. The record is from RefSeq and is a predicted model, not a curated record. The transcript has 3 exons.